Molecule: messenger RNA, 2459 nt
Organism: Chrysochloris asiatica (Cape golden mole)
Lineage: Eukaryota; Metazoa; Chordata; Mammalia; Afrosoricida; Chrysochloridae
Gene: CORO1C
Product: coronin, actin binding protein, 1C
Biological process (GO): actin filament organization; neural crest cell migration
Molecular function (GO): actin filament binding
Source: RefSeq, a predicted model, not a curated record
AUGUAUGGCCCUGAUAGGCAGCUGGACUAGUCUGGCAACAGCUGGGCUGAAAAGAGAUGCUCAGCUGCCUGCCAAGGGUCUGUUGUCUCAGCCCAGCCACAUGCCCCAGGAACUGGAGACUGGCCACUUUUGCACAUGCCUUGGAAAGGCACCAUGAGGCGAGUGGUACGACAGAGCAAGUUUCGGCAUGUAUUUGGGCAAGCAGUGAAAAAUGACCAGUGUUAUGAUGACAUCCGGGUUUCUCGUGUGACCUGGGAUAGCUCCUUUUGCGCCGUCAAUCCCAGAUUUGUUGCCAUAAUCAUAGAAGCAAGUGGGGGGGGAGCAUUUCUUGUGCUCCCCUUACACAAGACUGGUCGAAUUGACAAAUCCUACCCUACAGUAUGUGGCCACACGGGACCAGUGCUCGACAUAGACUGGUGCCCACAUAAUGACCAAGUCAUUGCCAGCGGGUCCGAGGACUGCACAGUUAUGGUAUGGCAGAUCCCAGAAAAUGGACUCACCCUGUCCCUGACGGAACCUGUGGUGAUUUUAGAAGGCCACUCGAAGAGAGUGGGCAUCGUGGCCUGGCAUCCGACCGCUCGUAACGUGCUUCUCAGCGCAGGCUGUGAUAAUGUCAUCAUCAUCUGGAAUGUGGGGACCGGGGAAGCACUCAUCAACUUGGAUGAUAUGCACUCAGACAUGAUUUAUAACGUCAGCUGGAACCGGAACGGCAGCCUGAUCUGCACAGCUUCCAAAGACAAGAAAGUCAGAGUCAUCGACCCCAGGAAACAGGAGAUUGUGGCUGAGAAGGAGAAAGCCCACGAAGGAGCAAGGCCCAUGCGCGCCAUCUUUCUGGCUGAUGGGAAUGUCUUCACCACUGGUUUCAGUCGCAUGAGUGAGCGACAGCUUGCUCUCUGGAAUCCGAAAAAUAUGCAGGAACCCAUUGCUCUUCAUGAAAUGGACACAAGCAACGGGGUGUUGCUGCCUUUCUACGAUCCUGACACGAGUAUCAUUUACUUAUGUGGAAAGGGUGACAGCAGUAUCCGCUACUUUGAAAUCACGGAUGAAUCCCCAUAUGUCCACUACCUCAACACAUUCAGCAGCAAAGAGCCUCAGAGAGGGAUGGGUUACAUGCCCAAGAGGGGACUCGAUGUGAACAAAUGUGAGAUUGCCAGAUUCUUCAAACUUCAUGAGCGCAAGUGUGAGCCUAUUAUCAUGACUGUUCCCAGGAAGUCUGACCUUUUCCAAGAUGACCUGUAUCCUGACACUGCGGGGCCGGAAGCUGCCUUGGAAACAGAAGAGUGGUUUGAGGGGAAGAACGCAGAACCAAUCCUCAUUUCCUUGAAGCACGGAUACAUUCCCGGCAAAAACAGGGAUCUCAAGGUGGUCAAGAAGAACAUUCUGGACAGCAAGCCCACUGCCAACAAGAAGUGUGAUCUGAUCAACAUUCCAAAAAAAACCACAGAUGCAGCCAGCAUGCAAAAUGAAGCCAAGCUGGAUGAGAUUUUAAAAGAGAUCAAAUCUAUAAAAGACACGAUCUGCAAUCAAGAUGAGCGCAUUUCCAAGUUAGAACAGCAGAUGGCGAAGAUAGCAGCCUGAAGGUCCCACCCCACCCUUCCAAGCCUGGGAGCAAGGACGUGGGCUUGGUAGCUGGUUGCUGGUGUGGUCCUUGGGAGGGACAGGGCGGCACUGCCAUUGGAGGCAUCCCACCUCAGAUCUGUCAGCCAGCGAUAAAGACACAUUCCAAUGAGAGCCCAAUUCGUCUCCCCAAUUUGCAGAAACAAAAAGUGAUUCAAAAGCCGAGCUUUUUCUCCCCGCCUCAAAAAAAAAAAAAAGCUUUUUUUGAUGUUUCAAGUGUUAUGUGACUUGUUGAACUUUUAAAAAAGACAAAAGUGCUACUUUAAAAAAUCCCAGACGUUCUGAAUUGUAGAAAACAAACCAAGUCUGAUUCAGUGUCGUGCCCAAGUACCUUUUAAAAAAAAAAAACUAAUAGGGACCAAUGCCACAUUGCUUUUUAUAUUUCUUUCUUUUCUCUUUUCUUUGUUUGAAUGUUGCCAAAACCAAAAGUUUCUUUUUCCGCCCCCCCCCCCUUUGUAUUUUGCUACUUCGCAGUAUUUGUGUAUAAUUUGAUUUUUUUCCUUAAUUCGAAAGGGACAGCACUGUGUGUGUUUAUAAAGGAAAUGAAGAGAAGAGAUUAUUUUGUACAAACUUUCUUCUGAGAAUAAUCAGAGCAGCAGCCAAGUUGUGCUGGCUCCACCACAGCACAAACGUGGUUGUCCUCACAACUGUCCAAAAGGAAGACUUGACAAAUCACGUGGAUCCAUAGCACCACCCUUCCUGUCACCGAGUCUUCUGAUCCAAAAAGUCCGGAGCGUCUCUCUUUACCUUUCUCUUCUUGUUUUAGGAAUUGGGUGGUUGAUUGGAAUGGAAUUUUGCUUCUUGGUUAUUCUGUACUUCAGAUGAUUAUAAUUGAACCCAAA